Messenger RNA from Vicugna pacos (alpaca), 8442 nucleotides. The record is from RefSeq and is a predicted model, not a curated record. Lineage: Eukaryota; Metazoa; Chordata; Mammalia; Artiodactyla; Camelidae.
AGGCCCCGGCCGGAGUAACGGACUUGAGCUCCCCCCACCGGAAGUGGGCGGCCACGCGGCGGGAGGAGUCGGAGGUAGAGGAGCGGCUGCGGGCUGCGGGCUGUGGGCGCGGGGUCCGAGCGGCUCGAACUGCUCUCUCCGCGCCAUGGCGAAGGCCGCCGACGUGGUGCGGUUGCUCCUGGGCUCCACCGCGCUGUGGCUCUCGCUCCUCGGCGCCCGAACGACCUCCGCGUCCAAGGCGGUGACGGCCCACUUGGCCGCGAAGUGGCCCGACACGCCGCUGCUGCUGGAGGCCAGUGAAUUUAUGGCAGAAGAAAGUAAUGAAAAAUUUUGGCAGUUUUUGGAAACUGUACAAGAAUUAGCAGUUUAUAAGCAAACAGAGUCAGACUAUUCUUACUACAACUUAAUCCUGAAGAAAGCUGGACAAUUUUUAGACAAUUUACAUAUAAAUCUCUUAAAGUUUGCUUUCUCUAUAAGGGCAUACUCUCCAACUAUUCAGAUGUUUCAGCAGAUUGCAGCUGAUGAGCCCCCACCAGAUGGUUGUGAUGCAUUUGUGGUUAUCCAUGAGAAACGCACCUGUAAAGUUAAUAACAUUAAAAAGCUGCUAAAGAAGGCAACUUCAAGGCCCAGACCUUACCUGUUUAAAGGAGAUCAUACAUUUCCUACAAACAAAGAGAACUUACCAGUGAUUAUCCUGUAUGCAGAAAUGGGUACCAGAGCAUUUCAUAAAUUUCACACAGUAUUGUUGGAAAAAGCUCAAAAUGGGGAAAUUCUUUAUGUUCUCCGGCAUUAUAUUCAGAAACCAUCCUCACAGAAAAUGUACUUAUCUGGCUAUGGUGUGGAGCUAGCAAUUAAGAGUACAGAAUACAAAGCGUUGGAUGAUACCCAAGUCAAAACUGUGACUAAUGCUGGUGUAGAAGAUAAGACUGAAACAAAUGAAGUCCAAGGAUUUCUCUUUGGGAAACUAAAAGAAAGAUACUCAGAUCUUAGAGAUAAUCUGACAACAUUCCAAAAAUACCUGAUUGAGAGUAAUAAAGAAAUGAUGCCUUUGAAAGUCUGGGAACUGCAAGAUCUUAGUUUUCAAGCAGCUUCUCGAAUAAUGUCUGCUCCAGUUUAUGAUGCCCUGAAACUAAUGAAAGACAUUUCACAGAACUUCCCCAUAAAAGCCAGAUCUCUGACCAGAAUUGCUGUAAAUGAACGCAUGAGGGAGGAAAUAGAGGAAAAUCAAAAGCAUCUUCGAGAUAGAUAUGAAAUUCGGCCAGGCGAUGCUUCUCUGUAUAUAAAUGGGCUUCACAUUGAUAUCAAUGCUUAUGAUCCUUUUAGUCUUUUAGAUAUGCUGAGACUGGAAGGAAAACUGAUGCAUGGCCUUCACAAUCUCGGGGCUGACAAAGAAGAUGUGAGUGAACUUUUAAAAUUAAGCUCACAUAAUUGGGACGAUAUCUAUGCAUUAGAUAUUAGGCAUUCUUCAAUAAUGUGGAUUAAUGACUUAGAAAGUGAUGAUUUGUACGUUUCGUGGCCUGCAAGUUGUCGGGAAGUUUUGAAGCCGGUAUUCCCUGGAAGUGUACCUUCCAUAAGGCGUAAUUUUCAUAAUUUGGUUCUGUUUAUUGAUCCUGCUCAAGAAUAUACCUUGGAGUUUAUAAAACUUGCUGAACAUUUCUAUUUUUAUAAAGUGCCUCUUAGAAUUGGUUUUGUGUUCAUUGUUAAUACAGAUGAUGAAGUUGAUGGAACAGCUGAUGCUGGAGUUGCUCUUUGGCGAGCUUUCCAGUAUAUUGCAGAAGAGUAUGAUACAACACAAGCAUUUAUUUCCAUAGUAAACAUGUACAAAAAAGUAGAGAAUCGAAAUAUACUCACUGUGGACAAUGUGAAGAGUGUUCUCCAAAGUACAUUUCCUCAUGCUAAUAUUUGGGAUAUUUUGGGAACUUAUUCUAAAUAUGAUGGUAAAAGAGAGGCAGGAGCAAACUUUUAUAAGAUGACGGGCCUGGGUCCUUUGCCUCAAUCUCUUUACAAUGGUGAACCCUUGCAAGAUGAAGAUUUUGCAGAACUAGAAGUGGCUAUUCUUCAAAGAAUGGUGGAUACAACUGUAGAGUUACAGGAUUACGUUCUUACGGGCAUAUUAAAUGAUCAAACAGAUACAGUUGACUUCCUUAUGGUUAUGAAUAAUGCUGUACCCCGCAUAAAUCCUUUGAUUUUGCACACUGAAUGGCGGUACCUUAAUUUAAUAUCUACAUCAGUAACUGCUGACAUUGAAGAUUUUUCUACUUUUUUCUUCUUGGAUUCACAAGAUAAGAGUGCUGUAAUUACUGAGAACAUGCAUUAUUUAACCCCAGAAGAUGAUAGACUUUCUCCAGUUACUUUCUGGAUUAUUGCUGAUUUUGACAAACCAUCUGGUAGAAAACUCCUUUUUAAGGCAUUAAAGCACAUGAAAACAAGUGUUCAUAGUCGGUUGGGAGUUAUUUAUAAUCCUACAUCAAAAAUAGAUGAAGAGAACACAGCUAUUUCUAGAGGAAUUCUUGCAGCUUUUCUUACGCAGGAAAAGCGCUUUUUGAGAAAAUUUCUCAGGAAACUGACAAAGGAAGAAACUGCUACAGCUAUUUACUCUGGAGUUAAAAUUAAAACAUUCCUUGCUGAGGGGAUGGAUAAGAAUGCUUUUGAGAAAAAAUAUAAUACCAUUGGACUGAAUAUUUUUCAAACUCACCAGUUGUUCUGUCAAGAUGUACUUAAAUUGCUUCCUGGAGAAAUAGGUGUUGUCAACAAUGGGAGAUUCUUAGGACCUUUAGAUGAAAAUUUCUAUGCAGAAGAUUUUUACUUGUUGGAAAAGAUAACACUCACUAGUUUAGGAGAGGAAAUUGAAGACUUUGCUCAAAGUACAAAAACUAUGGACUUAAAGGUCAUGAGUGACUUUGUUAUGAAAUUUGAUGCCCUCGUUUCCUCUUUGCCUCAACCUGCCUCUCGGUACGAUAUCACAUUUCUUAAAGAGAAUCACAGCGUUAUAAAGAUAAAUUCUCUGGAGGAUGAUAUGGUCUUUGAUGUCAUUGCUAUUGUUGAUCCAUUGACAAGAGAAGCACAGAAGAUGGCACAGUUACUAAUCGUACUUGGAAAGAUUAUCAACAUGAAGAUAAAGUUGUUCAUGAACUGUAGGGGUAAACUUUCAGAAGCCCCUAUAAAGAGCUUUUACCGUUUUGUUCUGGAACCGGAACGGAUGUUAACGGCUAAUGGCAUUGUUGGACCAGCAGCAGAAUUCUUGGGUAUCCCUGAGGCACCCCUUCUAACCCUCAACAUGAUUACUCCUGAAGGCUGGUUGGUUGAAAUAGUACGCAGCAACUGUGACCUUGAUAAUAUUCAUUUAAAGGAUGUUGAGAGAGCUGUCACAGCAGAAUAUGAACUAGAACAUCUGCUACUGGAAGGACAUUGCUUCGACGUAACUACAGAACAAGCUCCUCGGGGUCUGCAGUUCACACUGGGCACAAAGCACAGGCCUGUUGUGGUUGACACCAUAGUGAUGGCCAACCUCGGAUAUUUUCAGUUAAAAGCAAACCCAGGUGCUUGGAUAUUGAAAUUACGCCAAGGAAAAUCUGAAGAUAUUUAUCAAAUAAUUGGGCACAAAGGAGCUGACUCUGAACCAGACCUAGGAGAUGUCAUUGUUGUGUUAAACAGCUUUAAAAGCAAAAUACUGGACGUACAAGUGCAAAAAAAGCCAGACAAAAUUAAGGAAGAUGUCCUUUCCAGUAAAAAUGAAGAAAAAAAAAAAGGAAUGUGGGAUUCCAUUAAAAGUUUCACAAGGAGGUUGCAUACAAAAAGAGACACUCAAGAAACAGACAUUCUAAACAUCUUUUCAGUUGCUUCUGGCCAUUUAUAUGAACGCUUUUUAAGAAUUAUGAUGCUUUCUGUUUUACGUAACACCAAAACACCAGUGAAGUUCUGGUUUCUUAAAAAUUAUCUCUCACCGACAUUUAAAGAGGUGAUCCCUCACAUGGCCAAGGAGUAUGGAUUCCAGUAUGAACUAGUCCAGUACAGGUGGCCCCGAUGGCUUCAUCAGCAGACAGAAAAGCAGAGGAUUAUCUGGGGUUAUAAGAUUCUCUUCCUUGACGUCCUCUUCCCUCUCGCAGUGGACAAAAUCAUUUUUGUUGAUGCUGACCAGAUUGUGAGACAUGACCUAAAAGAACUUCGAGACUUUGAUCUGGGUGGAGCUCCUUAUGGGUACACGCCCUUCUGUGACAGCCGCAAGGAAAUGGAUGGGUAUCGUUUCUGGAAAAGAGGAUACUGGGCAUCACAUCUUUUAAGAAGGAAAUACCAUAUCAGUGCCUUAUACGUAGUAGAUCUCAAGAAAUUCAGGAGAAUUGCAGCAGGUGACAGGCUCCGGGGCCAGUACCAAACUCUCAGUAAAGAUCCACAUAGUCUUUCAAACCUCGAUCAGGAUCUUCCCAAUUACAUGAUUUACCAAGUUGCCAUAAAGUCUCUUCCUCAAGACUGGCUGUGGUGUGAAACCUGGUGUGACGAUGAAUCCAAACAGAGAGCCAAAACGAUCGAUCUGUGCAAUAACCCCAAAACGAAAGAACCUAAACUAAAAGCUGCUGCCAGGAUUGUCCCAGAAUGGGUGGAGUAUGAUGCUGAGAUACGGCAACUGCUAGAUCACCUUGACAACAAGAAGACAAGUGCAAUUUUGACACAUGAUGAACUCUAGCACUGGCUUCUGUAAGAAGAUGACAAGAAAUCUGCCACCUGCUGGGGAAGUGUAGAACUACUGCUAAGACUUCUGGAAGUUUCAUUAAGGAAUAUUCUUCAAUUUAAAAUAUAUUAAUUAUUUAAAAUACAUGUAUUUAAUGUCUUGACUGAGUUUAAGUUAUAUAAGCAAUGACCAUUGAGUACUUAAAACUAGAUUGUUCCUCUUUCCUGAUUGCUUAAGACACUGGGUUUUCACCAGUUAGUGCUAUUUUGCCAGAUAACCAAGUAAAAGAACAUAUCUGACGAGCUGGUCCUCAUGGGGAUUCAUCACACCAUCUACGUCUUUGGAUAUUCCAGCCCUAAGUGCAUCUGUAUUUCUUUAUUCACAAGAUGCAUUUAAAAUUAGAGAAACCUAUUUUGUGUUUUCUUCUUCUGAGAAAAUAAAAGAACUCAUGGUUAUCUCUGAAUAGCAAUCUAAAAAAUUUAAGCUCAUUUAUAUCUUAACUAUUAUUUUUAAAUGAAGUAGUGUCACACUGUAAUCGCUUACUUAUCUUAAACUAUAUGAUGUUUUAACCCUAUGCUAUAUUUAUAUUUUUUAAUGUUUCUAGUUUUUAUUUCAUAAAAUGAUGUUUCCAGGCUUAUGAGGUGAACGGCUAGCUUUAUAGAAACUAAGUUAAGAAUGUAAAUAGUUUCUUUUUCCUGCUGUAUAUUAGAUGAGUAGGAAGAGUAAAACUAUCCAGCUAUUCUAGAAUCAUGGGCUCUUGGGAUCGGAGGAGACCUCAAUGUCAUUUGGACCCCGUCCCCUGAAGAAGCUGACUCGGUAGAGCUGAGGGUCCCAAGGGCUGGAGUGGUAACCUGCCCUGGGCAGCCAGUUCCAUGGGGUCUCUGGCUCAUUCCUCUUCAGAGUCGGUGUAACGUCAGGCUUGGUGAGAGGCUGCCCGGACCGAUGCUCAUGCUGCCACACUCCCAGCACUUCUCUCUCUCACUGUGAGGGGGACCAUUGGGUGGCCAUCUUCCCACGCAGGCAGACACCGGAAGACUGCUGGUGACCCUCCAGGCUGGAACUUAAAGGUCCUUAUUUUCUUCAUCAAUCAGCAAAACCAGAGUCCAGAGAGUUUCUCAGUGGCGUUGGCACUUGGCACCAUAGCUGCUUCUCUCUCAUCAUGAAAAGUAACCCUGCACGUUUGUUACAGUGACCAAAAUAAAUCCACGGUGAGACUUUAGGAACGGGACUUACAGUUAUUACAGGUGGAGAGAGAAAUGAAGCCAGCAACCCUCUAGGCAGCAGGGGGUGGCAGUCAGCGAGGUGACAGGUGCUGGGGACACACGGCCCACGUGGCCCAGCCCCCAACCAUCUCGGCUCCCUCUAGCUCCUCGUUGGCAACUUUUCACCCUCUCCUCCCAAUGGAGGGGCACAUGAUUUGAUACUUCCUUUGUUCUGAUUCUGUGUGAAAAUUCUUACUUGUCAAAAGUAGGAAGAAGCCAUCGCUCAAUUUCAAAGAGGUCACAGUGACAUCGUAUACAAAAGAACCAGACUGAAAGAAACAGUGCCGAUAAUAACCGAUGAAGUAAUCAGAAUGAAGAAUAAGCAAAUGUGAAUUUCCCUUAGAAAUUAUUUUCACACGGGUUUGAAUUUUAAGACAAUAAAACAAAAUGAAAGCUGCAAAGCUGUUCACUACUUUUCAAAAUGCAACGUUGUUUAUUGGAUGACUGCAGAAGAAAACGAUUUGUGCUUGGCUGGCUGUUGUGGGUAUCAGCGGUCAGGAUGGCCCCCACAACUCAAAGAAAAUGCUUGAUUUCCUACAAACAAUAUAUUAGGCUCAUAGUGCUUAAAAUGCUUCAAAAUGCUCUGACGCAAAAACAAAAACCUUUCCAGAAUAAAGGUAAGAAGGAGGUAUCCCAAGAAGAGAUGCCAUCUUGAUGGUGGGAACCUGCCAGCGCUGACAAGACCUGCACACCUGUGGGUUCUUCUAGGCAGGAGGACACCGAGAGGCAUCAACGUCUGGCAGGGGGUGGCCUGCCAGCUGACGCCCACCUCAGACAGUCCCAUGUGGCUCCCCACACACAGUCCACGGUCAGUUGGCCAGGGGCCAGGACGUGAGAGAAGCUGCCGGCUGAGUUUUUUAAAGUGGGAAAGGGCGUUCUUUUUGUUUAUGUUGAGCGAGCAACUUUACAUUUCUAAGUCAAUCCUGUUACAGGAAAUGCUGUUUAACUCACAACUUCAGUUGUUAAAGUAUUUCAUUCUACACUUUAGCAAUAUUAUUUUAAAUACCACUGUUUUAUUAUCUGAACCUAUUUUGCAUUUUACCUUUUAGUUUGUUGUGUUUCAUAUUAAACAAAAGGGCCUGUAGGUUUUUACAAUUAAUUCUAUUUCAGUGGUUUUCAGUAUUCUGCAAGUACUGAAACAACAAAAAUACAUGCUUAACAUCAGCCCAGCUCUAACCCUGGCUCCAGUGACUAUCAUUUGGUAGGAGGUUUUCUAAGAGAGGGCUCAGCCUACCUUCAGUGACAGCCACACUCAUGCUCUUAGAGAUGAAAACACACACGGAUUAAGGAGGCCCUGUAAUUUAACAUAUUUACAAGUGACUGGACUGACCAAAAUCUAAGCAAAGUUGUCCCUAAGAACAUACAGCUCAGAAUUUCAUAUUCUCUCUGAGAAUCCUCCUUACACACGCAGGCACUGACAUACUACGCAAGGAUAUGGAGAGAAGAAUUUCCACGCGCUCCAGUGUAGAAAAAAUAACAAAAUCUGCGAGCCUGCCUCAGACCGUUUCUCCAGACAUUCACCACAGGGUCAGGCUGCUCUGCCAGAACCAGAACCAGUCCCGCCUCCCUGCCUCACAAACCCAUCAAGUCUAAAAUGGGUAAGAACGGCUAUUUCCUGUUAAAACAAUUCUUUGGUCAUAGACAAACUGAAAGGUUGGAAGAUUUUUUUUCAUUAGGAUCCCGAACAAGGCUUUUUUGUUUUUAAUCUUUAAAAAAAUUAAGGAGGAAGAGCAGAAAAACAGCGGCUUUAAUUGAAGUGGAAUUUAAAUCUAAAAGGUCCGCCUGAGCUGAAGGGAUUGAACCCUUGCCAUGAGUUCCAGCUUCUGUGGAAGGGGCUGCCGCCACCUCCUUGUUGGCUCUCUGCAUCCAGGGGGUCUUCUCCGUCGUCAAACUUCUUCCUCAUUUCUACAACAGAGACCAGCACAUUCAGACCCAGGCGCUGACUGAGGUCAGGAAAGGGUGGGUUCUGGGGACUACACCUCCCAGUUGUCAGAACAGUGGUACCUCAUGCUCAGGUCCUGGCUCUCCCUUCCCCACCCAGCUCAGAGGUUUCGUCUCAGGAGAAACAGACUAGAGAAACCAGCCACAGAGAAGAGGGUGAGGAUCAGGGUUGAAAAUGGGCACUGAUUAAAAUUCUGACCCCCUAAAUCUCCCCUCGCAAGAAGCUACCCAAGGAAACUCUUAUCUGAGAAACAUGAGUGACCACAGAGAAGGACCUGCCAAAGUUACACGGGCGCUUCUGAGCCAACAGCCACGACACCAUCCUAACCCCAGACGUUGAAGGCGGCCAGGCGCAACCUCGUCAACCUGUGAGGCGUCUGAUCAGCUUCCUGGUGCCUCACCAUCAAGUCUGAAGAGGACGAAGGUUCCCUAUUGUACGAACCAAGAGGCCACUCCUGUGCCUGUCAGUCCUGAGGUAAGUCCCUGAUGAGACAGGCCAAUGCAGGCAAGUCGGGGAGAGGCAUCAGACGAGCAAGCUCAUAUCGUCAGAGAUUAGAAAAAGCUAUUGCACCU